AGGGACAGAUGGGACCGACAAGGACACUGAGGCUUGGCCUGCUGGGCUGCCUGCUGCUUGUCCCCUGGCUGCACGGGCAGGAGCCGGCUGCCUGCGCCUGGGGCUGGGUGCCCUUCGAGGAUGGGUGCUACGGCUUCUUCCCCCGGGAGCUGAGCUGGAGAAGGGCAGAGGCCUUUUGCCAGCGCUUUGGCACGGGCACCCACCUGGCCUCGGUGCACAGCGUGGAGGAGCACCGCGCCAUCAUCGCCCUGCUCUCCUCCUCCCACUCCAGUGAGGACAGCGAGGAGGAGGACGACUGGGACGACGGCAUCUGGAUCGGCCUCCACCGUCCCCUGGGGAGCCGCCACUGGCAGUGGUCGGACAGCUCGGAGGUGAACUAUGGGUCCUGGCACCGGCAGCCCGGCCCCAGGAGGAGAGCCUGUGCCGCGUUGCAGGAUGCCGCCGAUUUCAUGAUGUGGUACAGCGACACCUGCGCCGACAGAAAACCCUUCAUCUGCAAGUCCAGCGCCUAGAGCUGCGGGCAGCCCCCCAGCACCGGCCCCGCUGCUCCUCCU
Harpia harpyja (harpy eagle) is the source of this 554-nucleotide messenger RNA. Its product is annotated as rheacalcin-2-like. The coding region runs from base 9 to 512 and encodes 167 amino acids. NCBI's taxonomy places the organism in Eukaryota, Metazoa, Chordata, Aves, Accipitriformes, Accipitridae. Gene Ontology annotation, molecular function: signaling receptor activity. The transcript is spliced from 5 exons. The record is from RefSeq and is a predicted model, not a curated record.